AUAUAUGUAUACAAUAUGUUAAAUAUACAUAUUUUUUGAGGUAAAAUAUGAUUUUUAAUUCCGAACCUAACGGAUGAUUCCUUUUUUGGAUAUACUAAAUAUGGAAUUUCACUAUGUCUUGAAUCAGUCUAUUGAUUAGAAAAUAUAAAACUGAUAUGUAAAUACAUUAACAUAUUAAUGUCAGAAACUUGAAAUACAUGCUCUUGAAUCCUCACAAACACAGUCCUACAACAAGUCUUUGAUUUGUGAGCAACGAUUGCUCUCAACUUGCUGACUUAAAAUGCUGAAGACGAUGAUGGGAACGAUUGCUGUUUCUUCUUCUUCCUUCAAGGUUGGUUAUGGCGGCAGCGGCAGCAGCAGCAGCAGGAGGCUUGUGAGAGGUAUGCUGCCUCGUCUUCUUCAAUCUUCUUCUGUUGUUUUCUUCAACGGUUACUUGGCUUUGUUUCACUCUCGAGCUUCUAAAUCGACCGAAUCAAGAAGCACCCAACAACACCAGCUUGUGAAAAUCACUAAUCUCGAGGAUGCUCUCGACGUGUUUGACGAAAUGCUUCAAAGGCGUCCUCUGCCUUCCGUUGUCCUUUUCACCCAAGUGUUGGGUCAACUUGCCAAGUUGAAGCAUUACUCGACAGUCAUCUCCUUGAAUAACAGAAUGGUUGCGUCCGGAAUUCGUCCUAAUGUUUAUACACUAAACAUUAUCAUUAAUUGCUUUGGUCGUUUGGGGAAAAUGGGGUUUGGCUUGUCUAUCUUGGGAAACUUCUUCAAAUGGGGUUUUGAACCAAAUGUCGCGACCUUCAACACUCUAAUCAACGGCUUUAUUCUCCAGAAUACAGUGGCGGAGGCAGCAACACUUUUCAAUAAAAUGUUGGACGGUGGUAAUUGUAAGCCGAACGUGGUUACUCUCGGUACCCUAGUAAAGGGCCUUUGCGCGGAAGGUAACGACACUGCAGCAAUCCAAUUGCUUAAGAAGAUGGAAGAAGGGGUUUGCAAGCCUAACAUAGUUAUUUAUAGCACGAUUAUCGACAGUCUUUGCAAAGAUACUCUAGUUGUGGAUGCAUUGAACCUCUUCUCAGAAAUGAAGAGUAAGGGUAUUGCCCCAGAUGUCAUGACCUAUAACUCUUUGAUUCAUGGAGUUUGCAAAUUACAGGAUUGGAAAGAAGCUACAAGAUUGUUGAAUGAAAUGGUGCGUAAACACAUCUUUCCAAAUGUGCACACAUUCAGUGUCUUGGUUGAUACAUAUAGUAAAGAGGGCAUGGUCCAGGAAGCAAGGAGCUUGGUUGAAAUGAUGAUUCAAAGAGAUAUCAAACCAGAUACAAUUACGUACAAUUCUCUUAUGGAUGGUUAUUGUUUGCUAGGAGAAAUGGACGAGGCGAAAAAGGUUUUUGAAGUAAUGCUUAGCAUAGGCUGCAUGGUUGGUGCUCAUACUUAUAACAUAUUGAUAAACGGCUAUGGUAAGAGUAAACGGAUGGAUGAUGCCUGGAUGCUUUUUCUAGAAAUGUUUCAUAGGGGAGUGGUUCCAGAUACUAUUACUUAUAACACUCUUAUGGAUGGGUUUUGCAAGAUGGGAAGGAUACAAGAUGCACAAAACUUGUUCUCUCAAAUGCAAGCUCAUGGCCAACUUCCAGAUGUUCGAACUUAUAAUAUUUUGUUGGAUGGCCUUUGUAAAAGCCACCAACUUUCUAUGGUGGUUGAAUUGUUGGAAGAGAUGGAAAGGAAGAAGUUGGAUUUUGAUGUUGUAACUUACAAUAUUCUUAUUGAAGGAUUGUGCAAAGCUGAAAAAGUAGAAUAUGCAUGGGAUCUCUUUCGUAGUUUAUCAUCAAAAGGAACUCAACCUAAUGUCAAGACAUAUACUAUAAUGAUCAGUGGAUUUUGUAAUGGGGGGCUAACAUGUGAAGCAGAAAACUUGCUAAGGAUAAUGAAAGGGAAAGGCUGUUCUCCAGAUGAUUGCAUGUACAACACAAUUAUCCGAGGGUUUAUCAAUAACAAUGAGACAUCAAGGGCGAUGAGACUCAUUCAAGAAAUGGUGGAUAGUGGUUUUUCUGCAGAUGCAUCAACUAUGGAGUUGAUCAUUAAUUCACCUGCUCUGUUGGCAUUAAUAGAAAAAUCGUGAUGAAAGUGAUUUGCAUCUUUGUUUUGAAAAGUUUCGGUGCAUCCCUUCCUUGAAUGCUGCAUUGGAAGGAGUUGUUCCACUACCGAGUCCAGUUCAGCCAAAUUCAACGGAAGAAAUUGAAUUCGACUCAUCUAAGUGCUGCACGGGAUUUGCAGGAAACUUCAUUUCAGACGUUACUCCCCGCAGAAGCUUGUUCUUGGAUCCUGGCCUUGUUUCCUCAAUCUUUCGGCAUAUCUCGCACCAUCAGAAUAGCAGUCAUAAUCUCUCUCAACCAUAGAUGCCCAUCUUGAACAAACUAUGGCCUGCAAGUUUGAAGGCAUUCCUCUCAUCCAGCAAGCUUCUUCCUCCCUUCAGCCUCAGCCUCACCAUUGAGUCUGGUUUUUGGUUUCCUCAUGUUCACAUAUGAAUGGAAACUCUUUCGAUCAAAAGGUUUUUCAGAGUUUAGAUAUUUUGGUUAUUCUUUAUGGUAAAGUGAUAGUGAUGAUCAUUCGAACUUGGGUCCAAAAAGUGUGAAUACAUUACGCAUUAUUCUUGUCAA
Messenger RNA from Malus domestica (apple), 2645 nucleotides. RefSeq names its product putative pentatricopeptide repeat-containing protein At1g12700, mitochondrial. The record is from RefSeq and is a predicted model, not a curated record. NCBI's taxonomy places the organism in Eukaryota, Viridiplantae, Streptophyta, Magnoliopsida, Rosales, Rosaceae. Gene Ontology annotation, molecular function: protein binding; mRNA binding.